Molecule: messenger RNA, 594 nt
Organism: Moneuplotes crassus
Lineage: Eukaryota; Ciliophora; Spirotrichea; Euplotida; Euplotidae
Source: the annotation of a GenBank genome assembly
AUGAAAUUUAUUUCAUUAAUAUUUAAUAUAAAUGCUUGGUUAUUUGACUCAGAGGUUUCACUAUUCAAGGCAAUUACAAGAAUAAUAUUUUGUGAAAUUUGGCGCAUUUUAGAAGAGCCCCUGCUGCUUUGCAAAAUAACAACCAGAAUGCUUCUGAGGGUUUCUAAGAGAGAUUUUAGAAGACUCUCGGUAACCUCUCAAGUGGUGUCUUGAGUGGUGCAAUAUUUGAGGUUAUCAGUUGUAAGAUAAGAUAAUUUUUUAUAUUGGAUGUAUAAAAGGCUAAUGGUUGUAUUUUGGCAGCACUAAUAGAGCAGAUACAACACUAGUGCUGCGGAUUAAUACAGAUUCGAUUCAAAAGUAACAAUACACCAUAAUCAAGAAGUAUGGCUCUUGUUCUUCUUGUCAGCCUCAUCUUAUUAGCCUAGUAGAAAACAAAAUCAAAGCCUUUUUCUAAAAUCCUGGAGAAGUAAUUAAUUUGCCCAAUAUUGCCCUCUCCAAAAGACAAGUUGGACUCCAUAGUUACUAUUUAUGAAUAGUUAGCUUAUAGUGUGAAAUAAAAUCACUUGUUCUAACUUUUGAGAUUUUAACUAUUUA